AAAUGACGUUCUGUACGAACGUAAAAGAAGAAGAGGAACAAUUGAAAUUACUCAACUGUCAUCACAAAGUAUACUUUGUGUCUGUGUCGAUUAGAUUUUCUUCGUAAGUGAAAAGUUAAUUUUGUUAAAUUUUUGGGGGAGGUGCGAACGAUAAACCAAAGAAACAGUUUUGUCUGUAUAUUUUCUUCGAUUUUAUAAACUUAAAGCGAUCGAUACUCAUAUCAAAGCUACGAAAACAGUUUGAGUAAAACACAAAAACCAAAAAAAAAAAAACUAAGCAAAGUUUUCAGUCAUCAGUUUGACAUCACAACAACGAAUCAUAUCAUUAUUAUUUUUCUCAACUUUUACUCACUCCCGUUUAGUAUUUUUCUUUGUAAAAAAAACCCAACAAUAUAACAAAACUAUAAACAACACCUACAAAAACAACAACAAGAAAUCAAAGACAUCAUCAUCAUGGCACACAUUGGACGCUCUGUAAAGAAUGUUGAGGCUCCAAGACCUCUUAAAUCACAAUCACGUUCUUCACUUAAAAAUAAUUUUAUGCUUAUUGAAGAACUAAUACAAUUGAUCGAAAAUGUUGCAAUCUCAUUGCAAUCGGGUAUUAAUAAUACAGAACCUAUGGCCACUUUAGUGCAAAAUUUACGCAUUCAUGGACCACAAUUGGAGUCGGUAUCGAAAGAUACAUUAGAUCGAGCUUUUGUUGUAUUUCGUAAUGCUUCGCAGGACGAACGUUUGAAUAUAAUGACUCGUCUCAAUUUACUCGAAUUGAUUGAGUUACGUGCCAAAGGUUGGGAAGAUAGUGGCAUUAAUUCGUAUUAUAAAACUAAACAGGCUACAAACGCUGAAUUAAAUGAUGUCCAAAAUCAUGUUGAUCCUACACAAACAGCAUUUUUAAGCACCUCCCCUACAUUUGGUGGUAUAAACAUGGGGGGAAAUGCAGCUGCUGCAGCAGCUGCCGCAGCAAUUGCUUCCGUUGGCUCGGCUAAUCAGCAACAUUUGCUAUUGAGUCCCGGUGAAGUUAUACGUAAUUCGGGUAAAUUUCCAAAACCAACAAAAAUUCCCGGCAAAACAUAUUGUAAGGAUGAGGUGGUUAUACGUAAUGCUGAUUCAGGAAAAGUAAUGGGCAUCAAAGGCCGUCGCGUCCAUAUGAUAGAGGAACUCAGUGAAACUAUUAUAUCCUUCCAAAGAGUAAAUCCCGGUGCCAAAGAACGUCUGGUACAGAUUACUGGUCCAGCCGAGGACAAAAUCAAUUAUGCUAAACAUUUGAUUGAGGAUACCAUAAGACGUAAUGCCUCACCGGUACGUUUGGAUCCGGCAAUGGUUAGCAGUCAUGCUGGCGGCUCUUGUUCUUCAUUAGCAUCCUCCAAUUCCGAUGAACCCGUACAGCCACGAACUCCCGGUGCUAGUAGUAAUCUAUCCAAUCGUUUGAGUUUUAAUUCAGCUCAAAAUUUCAUGACUGCCGCUGCAGCCUCCCAACAGAUGGUGCAACAUCAACACCAACAGCAGCAGCAUAUGGCAAAUAUGCAGGGAAUGAAUACAUCUACACCUGUAGCUAAUGCCGCUGUUGCGGCUGCUGCUGCAGGUAAACCAAUACGUCCUCAUUCGCAAAUGUUAUUGCAUUCAUAUUCUACAAAUGAUGCUUCUUUAGGUGAAUACAAAUUCACUUGUAAUGUUGGCCAACAUGUAAUUAAGAUCACCGGUGAUUGUUGUGAACUAGUGAGGAUAGCCAAACUGGUAUUGGAUGAUCAUUUUAGCAGUGCUGAAUUUUUAGCUUCUAUAGAGGCUGGUGCCGCAUUUGAUGCUAGUCCCAUCUCCACACCAACUACCCCUAUGACAGGGGCACCACAAUUUGCUAUGGGCACACCAUUACAUGCUGCCUCACCAUUGGCUACCGAUAGUGGCAUUGGUCUUAAUUAUAUCUCUUCGGUUAACAACAAUAACAAUAAUCAAGAUAAUGAUGAUGACGUUUUCUUUCCCGAUUCCAAUAAUUUAUCUAAAUCAGCAUCUCAAAGUAAUGGAUUAGCACGUUCACGUAGAAGUCAUUUCUCGCGUAAAGAUUCCACGCCCGAGGCAGCAGCUAACCCGGCAAGUACAGCUAUAAUGCGUCAAAAAAGUGAACCAGGCAAUAAUGUCAACAAUACAAAUACCGAUUCAUCACGCAUUGUUCAUCAAUAUGAUCAUUUAUUGUACUAUGCUAAAAGUCCUCAUUCCUGGGCGCUACCAACCGAAUGGCAAAAGAUCUGUGACAAAUUUCCAGCCAUCAUACGUAAUAAGGAUCUACAAGAUGAAAGUAAUCGUUUUGAUGGAGAAAAAUAUUUGGAAUUGGUUAAAUCCUCUAGUAAACGUAAUAUAACAGCAGCUGAUGACAACACCACUGAGGGAGAUAAUCAAGAUAACGAAUAAAAAUAGAAUUUUUUUAAUAUUUUUCUUAACGAAAAUUUUUACAUUUAAAAAAAGAACAAUGCUUUUCAGCAUU
Molecule: messenger RNA, 2476 nt
Organism: Lucilia cuprina (Australian sheep blowfly)
Lineage: Eukaryota; Metazoa; Arthropoda; Insecta; Diptera; Calliphoridae
Gene: mxt
Product: eukaryotic translation initiation factor 4E-binding protein Mextli
Exons: 10
Coding region: 454-2403 (649 amino acids)
Biological process (GO): positive regulation of translation; regulation of formation of translation initiation ternary complex
Cellular component (GO): cytoplasm; RNA cap binding complex
Molecular function (GO): eukaryotic initiation factor 4E binding; translation initiation factor activity; RNA binding
Source: RefSeq, a predicted model, not a curated record